Molecule: messenger RNA, 450 nt
Organism: Boleophthalmus pectinirostris (great blue-spotted mudskipper)
Lineage: Eukaryota; Metazoa; Chordata; Actinopteri; Gobiiformes; Gobiidae
Product: hemoglobin subunit alpha-2-like
Exons: 3
Coding region: 10-444 (144 amino acids)
Biological process (GO): oxygen transport; hydrogen peroxide catabolic process
Cellular component (GO): haptoglobin-hemoglobin complex; blood microparticle; hemoglobin complex
Molecular function (GO): haptoglobin binding; oxygen carrier activity; peroxidase activity
Source: RefSeq, a predicted model, not a curated record
CAUUCAACAAUGACCAGCCUCUCGGAGAAGGACAAGGCCACAGUCCGAGCCUUCUGGGCCCAAUGCCAACCUCAAACCGAGCUCAUCGGCAGGGAAGCUCUGGCCAGGAUGAUUGUGGUGUAUCCUCAAACCAAGACUUACUUCGCUCACUGGAAUGACCUCACCCCAAAUUCCCCUAACGUGAUCAAGCAUGGUAUCACUAUUAUGAAGGCAGUGGGAGAUGCUGUGUCAAAAAUCGAUGACUUGAAGAGUGGCCUAUUUAAUCUGAGUGAACUACACGCAUUCACUCUCCGUGUGGAUCCUGCCAACUUCAAGGUCUUAACCCAUUGCAUAAUGGUGGUUUUGGCCAUGCUCUUCCCAACUGACUUCACCCCUGAGGUCCACAUGUCCUUUGACAAAUUCUUGGCUGCAGUGUCUUUGUCUCUGUCAGAGAAAUACAGAUAAACUCCA